Molecule: messenger RNA, 1320 nt
Organism: Labrus bergylta (ballan wrasse)
Lineage: Eukaryota; Metazoa; Chordata; Actinopteri; Labriformes; Labridae
Gene: mzt2b
Product: mitotic spindle organizing protein 2B
Cellular component (GO): spindle; centrosome
Source: RefSeq, a predicted model, not a curated record
CUGUGUGUCCCUUGGUUAUGACGUAACUUUGGCGCGCCUCGUUUGUGUUGAAGCAGGAGGAACUGUUGUGUUUAACGACGCUUUGUAACGCGCACCUGGCCCUAUUUUCACGAUUUCAGCUGGAGAUGUCUCAACAGCCUUCACAGUCUCUGCCCUCCGCCCCGGACUCCCCUGCCCUGCUGGUCACCAGUAAUGUGCAGAAAUAUGCCAUCAAGAAGAAGAAGGUCCUCAGUGCUGAAGAGAUGGAGCUGUUUGAGCUGACUCAGGCUGCAGGUAUCACUGUGGACCAAGAGGUCUUCAAGAUCAUAGUGGAUCUGUUGAAGAUGAACGUGGCUCCUCAAGCGGUCUUCCAGACUCUGAAGGCGAUGUGUGCAGGUCAGAGGGUCGCUGAGAGCUGCGGCGGAGCGGAGCCUUCAGCGGCCUCCCACACGACCGGCAUCACCGCAGCACCAGCGGAGGCCAGAGAAGAGGACUCUUUGGUCUCUGGAAAGAGCCCUAAGCUCUCCGCAGCUCCUCCCGCAGCGUCUGGCCCCAGAGCCACAAGGGUCAACACUAAGAUUGUGGUCUACGGCCCCCAAGACGCUAGCCCUGCUCACGCUCAAGUUCGCAGUAAAGCCGGAGCGAGUCACAGCGAGAAGAGCAGGGAGGCCUCCAGCCAGCGAGUGCAGCGGCAGCCCAGCGCCACAAGAGGGCAGAAGACUAAGAGCUCCGGUAGCAGUAGUUCCUCCUCUCAGAUAAACUCCACAUAAGUGUCCUGUCACUAAGACACCACUUGUAAAUAGUUUUCUUUACGUCUAAAUUAUCUGGAUGUUUUAUUGUGUUGCUUUUUUUAAAGGGGUUGUUUUACUUAAAAUACAGAAACACACAAAAACGUCUUUCUCCACUACUGGAAGUUUGAUUUGAAAUGUGUUGGUUAAUGACAUAUUUUUACUGAUCUUCACAGCAUUAAAACAAUUUUUUUUAAACCGUAAACCAGCACCCUUAAUAAUAAUCAUCAAGUUCAAAUGACAAGGUGAAGCCGUAACUAUGACGACGAGGAUCAAACCAAACUUAGGAGGAUAAAAAACAAAAGCUGCAUGCAUUGUUGGAUAAAGUCCACACAUGUAAAGCAUCAAAAUAUAAACAUUUCUGUCUGUAUUUAAGUAAACCAAUCCUUUUUAAAUUCAAAUGCAAACGUCCUAUUCUCACUUUCAGUUUUCCUUCAUGUAACAAACAGAAAAUUUAGCUUUUUUAACUGAAACGUGAAUACGUCUGUGUUUAAUGUGCAUUUUUUUAAAUAUAAAAAACAAUCUAAUAAAUCCAACAACUAUAGAACGAUCA